UUAUAUUAUUAUUUGUUGAAAGAUUUAUUAUUAUAUUAUUUAUUUGUUCAUCUUCCUUUACAAUUGUCAGCCUUUAACCCUCGAAGAAGUUUCCCCAGUCCCCACCAACGAAUUUUAGUGGGAAGAAAACAGAAAAAGGAGUUGUUAUCCUUCUCCUUCCGAUUCAAAUUCCAAAUCCAAAUCCUAAAGCAUCAAAGACAAGAAGAACAAAUGGAAAAGGCAAAGCCUUCUUCAAGGCAUUUUCUUCUCUGAUUUGCUCAUUCAAGAAUCUCUCAAUACUAAAGCAAACAAACCAAACCCCGAACCAUACUCUCCAAAAUUCUCUUCAAUUCAUAUAUAUCAGUAUACCACAAUGAUCUUGAUCAUCAUCACUCUUCAUUGCGCUCUACAACCAUGGCCAGUACCAGCGGCACGAAGAGGCAGCCGCCGCCGCCGCCUCCGCUGCCGCCGUUUGCGAGGUUGAUCUGGUCUAAGGAACCGAAGAAUGAAGAUUAUAACAUUCUUCCAUUUGAUGAUUCACCAAUUAUGAAGCUUCCUGAGAUUAAGGUUGCUGUUGAAGCUGUUAGUCAAAUGGAGAAUCUUCCAAUCAUUGAAGGUGUUGUUGAAAAAGGCAUUUUUAAUUGGCUUUCUUCUCUUUUUGGAUUUCAGAAAGCGAAUGCAGCAAAUCAGAGGGAGCACUUAAUAUUGCUACUGGCCAAUAUUUAUACAAGGAGGAAGAAUCUCAGAGAUAAUGAUGAGAUUGCAGCAACUACAAAGAGCAUAGAGCGAUUGAAAAAUGAUUUUUUCAACAAUUAUGAAUUAUGGUGUAAAUAUAUGCAUCUUCAAUCACAUAUAAGGAAUCAUGAAAGGUAUACAGAAGCAAAGCAAAAGCAACAGCUACAUCUCAUCUACAUUGCACUCUAUCUUCUCAUAUGGGGUGAAGCUUCAAAUAUUAGAUUCAUGCCUGAAUGCAUUUGUUACAUCUUCCAUAAAAUGGCAAAUGAUGUUCAUCAAGUUUUAUCUAGCACUGACACAAUCCAAAAACCAGCUGACAGUUUUUUAAGUACUGUUAUAAAACCUAUUUACCAGAUCCUACUUGAGGAAGCUGAAAAAAAUAAAGGAGGCAAAGCAAGCCAUUCUCUAUGGAGCAACUAUGAUGAUCUAAAUGAGUGCUUUUGGUCUAAAAAGUGUUCUUCUGAGCUACAUAAGCAAAAAGAAGGGAUGCCAUUGCCACCUGCAGAUAAGAUUCUGAACCAAUUUAUUUUUGGAAACCGAUGCAUUGUUGGAAGGAGGAAGCCAAAAAUUAAUUUUGUUGAAGUCCGCACAUUUUGGCAGCUUUAUAGAAGUUUCAACCGAAUGUGGAUAUUCUUCAUAAUGGCUUUGCAGGCUAUGAUAAUUGUUGCAUGGGCGCAUUCUGGAUCUAGUGUUGCUAACAAUGAAGAUGUCUUAAGAAGAGUAUUGAGCAUUUUCAUUACUUAUGCUAUUCUUAGUUUCUUGCAAGCUAUUCUGGACAUAAUUCUCAGCAUCCAUGCUUGGAGGAGCUCUGAACUUAUGCAACUAUUGCGCUAUAUUCUGAGAUUGGCUGCGGCAUCUAUCUGGGUAGUAGUUUUGCUGGUAGGAUAUUCCACUUCUGUGAAGAAUCCGACAGGACUGAUGAAGUUCUUUAGCCGCUGGGCCGGGGAUUCAUAUAAUCAGUCAUUGUAUAAUUAUCUUGUUGUACUUUAUUUGAUACCUGAUGUACUGGCUAUUAUACUAUUCUUGCUUCCACCGUUGAGGGAAAAAAUGGAGCUAUCAAAUCGGCCAAUAAUUAAUAUUGUUAUGUGGUGGGCUCAGCCAAAACUUUAUGUUGGAAGAGGCAUGCAUGUGGGAAUCUUUUCAAUUCUAAAAUAUACAAUAUUUUGGAUAUUGGUGCUAAGUGUCAAGCUAGCAUUCAGUUACUAUGUUGAGAUACUGCCACUUGUUCAACCAACGAAGGUAAUUAUGAAGAUAGAUGUUGCUGAGUACCUGUUGCAUAAGUUUUUUCCAAUUGUAAAGCACAAUAUGGGAGUCAUUAUUGCAAUAUGGGCUCCAAUUGUCCUAGUUUAUUUCAUGGAUGUUCAAAUAUGGUACACCAUGUUUUCUACUCUAUUAGGUGGCGUUCUAGGAGCCUUCAGACACUUGGGUGAGAUUCGAACGAUUGGGAUGUUGCAGUCCAGAUUUGAUUCUAUGCCUUCAGCUUUUGACCGCUGUUUUGUGUCACCAUCAGGCUCCGAUGCAAAGACAAAAGACUGGCGUACUUCAAAAGAACCAAAGAACAUGAAAAAGUUUUCUCGGAUGUGGAAUGAGUUCAUAAAUUCCAUGCGAAUGGAGGAUCUGAUUAGCAAUAGGGACAGAGAUUUGCUGCUUUUACCAUCGCCUUUGAGUGAUGAGUCUAUGGUUCAGUGGCCACUCUUCUUGCUAGCCAGUAAGAUUCCUGCCGCAUUAAACGUGGCAAAAGAGUUUAAGGGGAAGGACGAUGCUGAGUUAAAAAAGAUUAUUGGGAGUGAUAAAUAUAUCAAUUCAGCCAUUCUAGAUUGUUAUUACACGCUCAGACAUCUUAUAUAUUGCCUUCUAGAAGAUGAAGAUGACAGGAAGAUUGUAGAGGAGAUCUAUGAUGCAGUCACUGAAAGUUUAAAAAGCAAAAUUUUUUUGCAAAACUUCAACAUGAGUGGUAUGCCCUUACUUGCUGUAAAGUUGGAGCAGCUCCUAAAGAUCUUGAUGGUUGAUUAUGAGAAUGAUAAAGUAUUCAAGGCUCAAAUAACCAUUGCCCUCCAGGAUGUUAUGGAGAGUAUAAUGCUUGAUGUUAUGAUUGAUGAUAAAUCUACUCCAAGAAGAGAUCAGAAACGUGAUCAAAUCUCUCAGAAGUACAAAAAAAAGCAAAGAUUUAAAAAGAUACAUACUAUUGAUGCAAAAAACAAAUUCUGGAGUGAAAAGGUCAAUAGGCUUCAUUUGCUUUUGACUGUCAAGGAAUCUGCUACAGAUGUGCCUCAGAAUUCAGAGGCUCGUCGUCGAAUCACUUUCUUUGCCAACUCCUUAUUUAUGAAUAUGCGACGUGCACCAAAAGUCAGUAACAUGCGUUCCUUCAGUGUUUUGACUCCGCAUUACAAAGAAGAUGUUCUUUACUCUGAUAAAGAACUUAAUAAAGAAAAUGAGGAUGGGGUAUCAAUUUUAUUUUACCUGAAGAUGAUAUAUCCAGAUGAAUGGACCAAUUUCCUGGAGCGUAUGAAUUACAAACCUAAUGAGGAGGAUAUUCGUAAGUGGGUGAGUUACAGAGGACAGACACUCUCUAGAUCAGUGCGAGGGAUGAUGUACUACAAGAAGGCUCUAGAAGUUCAGUGCUCCAUGGAAUCCGCUGAUUGUAAUGCUAUUUUAAACGAGCAGGAUGGUAUUCGAGAGAAAGCAUUACCUGAUUUGAAGUUCACCUAUGUUGUUUCUUGUCAGAUAUAUGGAGCCCUCAAAAGUUCAAAUGAUCCUCGUCAAGAGGAUAUUCUAAAUCUCAUGCUAAUGUAUCCAUCACUGCGUGUUGCUUAUAUUGAUGAAAUAGAUGAGACUGUGAAGGAAAAAACUGAGGGAAAAACUCAGAAAGUUUAUUACUCUGUUCUUCUCAAGGGUGAUACAAUCAAUAAUCGUGAAAGAGAAAUAUACCGUAUAAAACUUCCAGGUCCUCCUACAAAAAUUGGUGAAGGGAAACCUGAAAAUCAAAAUCAUGCCAUUAUAUUUACUCGUGGAGAAGCCUUGCAGACUAUAGACAUGAACCAGGACAAUUACUUUGAAGAGGCUUUUAAAAUGAGAAAUGUAUUGGAAGAGUUCCCACAUACCCAUGGCGCGCAAAAGCCUACAAUAUUAGGUUUAAGGGAGCAUGUAUUUACAGGAAGCGUUUCUUCACUUGCUUGGUUUAUGUCCAAUCAAGAGACCAGUUUUGUAACUAUAGGCCAACGCUUUUUGUCAAGUCCUCUGAGGGUGCGAUUCCAUUAUGGUCAUCCUGAUAUAUUUGACAGAAUCUUCCACAUAACAAGGGGUGGCAUAAGCAAAGCUUCAAAAACUAUUAACUUAAGCGAGGACAUAUUUUCAGGGUUCAAUUCAACUCUUCGUGGGGGGUAUGUAACACACCAUGAAUAUAUCCAAGUUGGAAAGGGGCGUGAUGUGGGGAUGAAUCAAAUAUCACUUUUUGAGGCCAAAGUUGCAAAUGGAAAUGGAGAACAAACACUUAGUCGAGAUGUAUAUCGUCUUGGAUGUCGGUUUGACUUCUUCAGAAUGCUAUCAUUCUACUGUACAACAGUUGGCUUCUAUUUUAACAGCAUGGUUACCGUCCUUAUUGUGUAUAUAUUCCUUUAUGGGCGUUUGUACAUGGUUAUGAGUGGACUGGAAAGAGAGAUUCUAGAGAAUCCAAGCAUAAAACAGAACAAGACCCUAGAAGCAGCUUUAGUUACACAAUCUUUCAUUCAAAUGGGAAUGUUAUUGGUACUGCCCAUGUUAAUGGAGAUUGGCUUGGAGAAAGGGUUCCGCACUGCUUUUGGUGAUUUUAUAAUCAUGCAGCUGCAGCUAGCUUCUAUAUUCUUUACAUUCCAGCUUGGAACAAAAGCACAUUAUUUUGGGAGAACAAUCUUGCAUGGAGGUUCUAAAUAUCGAGCUACUGGGCGUGGUUUUGUUGUUCUACAUGCUAAGUUUGCUGAUAACUAUAGGCUGUACUCACGAAGUCACUUUGUGAAAGCGUUGGAACUGGGUCUACUGCUUGUCAUAUAUGAAGUUUAUGGGAAUUCAUAUCGCAAUUCAAGUCUUUAUUUGUUCAUCACCUUCUCAAUGUGGUUCCUGGUUGUAUCUUGGUUAUUUUCUCCCUUUAUAUUUAAUCCAUCUGGUUUUGAAUGGCAAAAAACAGUGGAUGAUUGGACAGAUUGGAAGCGGUGGAUGGGAAUUCAUGGUGGUGUUGGUAUCCAGCCUGAGAAAAGUUGGGAGUCAUGGUGGGAUGAAGAACAAGAGCAUCUCAGAUACACAAGCAUAAGGGGAAGGCUGCUUGAGAUUCUUCUUGCACUUCGUUUUUUCAUCUACCAGUAUGGAAUAGUCUACCACCUUGAUAUAGCCCAUCACAGCAGGAGUUUGCUGGUUUAUGGACUCUCUUGGUGUGCUGUUUUAGUAAUACUUAUCAUCCCAAAGAUGGUAUCAGUACGUAGACUGCAGAUGUUUCAUAUGGACCUGCAGCUACCACUCAGAAUGCUUAAAGGGCUUCUUUUCCUUUUCUUCUUGGCAAUCAUGAUCCUCUUAUUCAAACUAUGUGGCCUCACCGUGUCAGAUUUAUUUGCAUCUAUCCUUGCCUUCAUGCCCACCGGAUGGGCUUUCAUUCUUAUUGGGCAAGCUUGCGGGCCCUUUUUACAUAAGCGAAUCUGGGAUCCAUUAAAGGAGCUGGCCAGAGCAUACGACUUCAUAAUGGGGUUGCUGCUCUUCACACCCAUUGCCAUUUUAUCAUGGCUCCCAUCCGUGUCCGAAUUCCAAACACGAAUUCUCUUUAAUCAAGCAUUCAGCAGAGGCCUCCAUAUAUCUAUGAUUCUUGCUGGAAAGAAAGAUAGAGCCUCCUCUCAUUGAUUUAUCUGCCAUCUGGGUUUUUUGUUAGGACCUACAAAGUUUCUUCAGUGUGAUUAUGCUUUUGGAGAAUACUCAAGCUGUGCCUUGGGUGUCUCCUUCUACCGUCCUUCAGCAUUUUUUUUAUUGUCCCUGAUUGAUGUUUGCCAUCAUGGUUUAUGUGAAACAUCAACUUAGAUAUUUGAUUCUUGUUUUUAUUUAUAAUUUAAUUAGUAUUUG
Durio zibethinus is the source of this 5790-nucleotide messenger RNA. Its product is annotated as callose synthase 7-like. Gene Ontology annotation, biological process: (1->3)-beta-D-glucan biosynthetic process. NCBI's taxonomy places the organism in Eukaryota, Viridiplantae, Streptophyta, Magnoliopsida, Malvales, Malvaceae. The record is from RefSeq and is a predicted model, not a curated record. Gene Ontology annotation, molecular function: 1,3-beta-D-glucan synthase activity. Gene Ontology annotation, cellular component: 1,3-beta-D-glucan synthase complex; plasma membrane.